AUGUCAUCAAUUGAAGUUGGCUGUACAUCGUGUGAUGGUGUUGGGGAAACAGUGGUGACACCAGAUGCUGGAAAGGUACCAACUGUUGACACGAGAUUUUUCAAUACGGGAGAUGGACAUGAAGGAGCCCCAGCACCCCAAGUGACACCGAAUGAAGAAACAGCUCAACCUAGUGCUAGCUUCAAAAACUACAUUGAUGAUGACAUUGAAGGAGAGAUGAGCACAUCAGCUGAUACAAGCAAAGCUCGAAUGGCAAGUUUUGCUGAAGCAUUCCUGAAAUCAUUGCCAUGGAGACCAGUCAAAACUGCUGGUAGGAAAAGAAAACCACAUCCUUUCGAGUCUCAUUUAGUCAACGAAUACCAAGAGCAGUCUCUAAAAGAGACGAUGUGUCGCACAUACCCGAAUCUAAAGAACCAAUUUCACAUGAAGGGGAUUGGAUACUACCCGCUUUGUAUACGCCUAUUCCUUUGUGCACUUGGUUAUUUGUUGUGUGGUCUCCCAUCUGAUUACAAUGUGGAUCCAUGGGAACUUCUUGCAACGGCUUUUUGCAAAGAUUGCUCUAGCAAGGAAAUGAAGGAUGCUUGCACUCGGGCAAUCAAAGAAUUCCUCUCCCUUCAUUCAUCAAACAACAAUAGCAUUGAAACAACCGAACUAAUGCGCACCUUCAUGCAAAAGUGCACAUUAUCAGCGAAAUGCAGACCCAAAAGCGAAUCAAAACAACCUGACCCCUUGCCUCAGUAUCUGAAUGACGUUUACAGCAAAAGUGAUCCAUUUUUCAAGUGCGUCUUUGGACAAAAACCAAAGCCUUCUAAAUGGGAUAUCAAUAUGCAGAUGUUCUUGUUUGCAAUCGAUGCGUUGUGUUCACGGAGCACAAAGAGAGAGUUCGCCAUACGUUCAGUGGCAGGUUGCUCCGACAACCAGCUCAGAAAGCUCAAACCUGGCCCCCUUCUGAGAGCUAUCCCAGAUAUUGUGCCAACCAACGUCUCUGAAAGCGCCAAAUUGUUGAUCGAAGUAAAGACAGAUGACACUCUUCCGAGAGCAAUCCAAGAUCUUGUGCCAGCAAAUGACUCUGAAAGCGGCGAACUGUUGAUUGAAACGAAGUCACCUGCCGCUCUUCUGAUAGGUAUCCAAGAUAUCGUACCAUCCAACAACUCUGAAAGUGGGGACUCGGGUAUCUCUUGGAUUGAAGAAGAAAAUGCACCUGAAGUGGCAGUGGAUCUUUCGCCGGAAGAAACCAUGCACAAGGAAGACAAACUCGUUGUGGAAAUCUUUUGCAAGAGACUCGCAAUGGACAAGAAUGAUAGGAGUUCUAUAAUAAAUGAGCUCUGCCAUCUUAUCACCAGUAAGACUUUGGAGGAAUCAAAGACAUCACAAGAACAAAUCUCAAAACUCAGUUUCAAAAAUACGAAGAAUCGAGUGAUUGAAAAGCAUUACGCCCUCUUAUCUCAGCCAGCAAAAGACUUCACUGCCUUGACGCAGUCGGCCAAGAAUAAGAAAGCCAAUCACAUGAAGAAUAUUGUUGCUUGCUUGGUGGGUUCAGAUAUUGCCCAACAACAAGCAUUGCUGAAGUUGGUUUAUAGAAAGUUCGAGGACCUUAUACUUUUGCACAAGGAAGACUUUAAGUGGACCGAAGCACAGCUAGCACUACUGUUAUCCAUUGUGGACAGUGCCAAUAUUUUGUAA
Molecule: messenger RNA, 1683 nt
Organism: Cylindrotheca closterium
Lineage: Eukaryota; Bacillariophyta; Bacillariophyceae; Bacillariales; Bacillariaceae
Source: the annotation of a GenBank genome assembly